Linum trigynum is the source of this 309-nucleotide messenger RNA. The record is from the annotation of a GenBank genome assembly. NCBI's taxonomy places the organism in Eukaryota, Viridiplantae, Streptophyta, Magnoliopsida, Malpighiales, Linaceae.
AUGACCUCGGUCACUUCAGCUUCUCCAAUCUUCCCCAUGACGAACGACGGAGACAUAGGAAGAAUCCCUAGGCAGUUGCGGCAGGGACAAACGAGAACUUCGAGGGCGAAUAGUGGCGACGGGGGAAGAGCUAGAGGGUUCGGGACCGACCUUCUCUCUCCUUCGUCAAUGGCGAUCGACCUUCUCGCUCCUUCCUCAACAGCGGUGGGCAGAGCAACAACAAAAGUGGAGAAGAGUUGUUUCGUGAACCAGAUAUUCACAAUUCCGGAUUAUGGUGAUGGAGCAAAGUGUUAUAAAAAUCUGAUCUGA